Messenger RNA from Scophthalmus maximus (turbot), 3932 nucleotides. Its product is annotated as bromo and FHA domain-containing protein DDB_G0267958. Gene Ontology annotation, cellular component: nucleus. The record is from RefSeq and is a predicted model, not a curated record. Bases 317 to 2032 code for a protein of 571 amino acids. The transcript is spliced from 5 exons. NCBI's taxonomy places the organism in Eukaryota, Metazoa, Chordata, Actinopteri, Pleuronectiformes, Scophthalmidae.
CAACAGAAACCGGAAACUAUUUUGUUUACACGCGGCGACGUCCUGUUGGUCGCAGCUUCGCUCUUUUCCGUCAGUUCCAGAGACAUCUCUUCUAAAAAAAAUGAAAAAUUCUAGUGUUUAACGAGCGUCGCUGCAGUUUGCCGAAGCCUCCAGAAGAGUUUUAGUCCCGCUGGUUGUUCCGGCGGCUUCAUCGUUAGCCUGGUAGCGCGUAGCCUGUAGCAUUAGCCCCGCGGCGGUGAACCGCGAUGAGCGCGCACGGACUUUUUCCUACUUCGCAUUUUGACCGUUGACCCCAACCGGAGACCCGCCGCCCAGCAUGGCGAGCGACAACACCGACGGCGGCGCGGUGGAGAUUGAGGAGAACGGCGCCACCGCGUCCGAGGCAAACGAGCACGACUACGCGCACGCCGUGGACGGCACCGCUAACCCCGCGGAGGCGCCCUCCUCCUUGGCCGCUGCACCGGCGGACGACGGGGGAGUCGCCGCCGCCGCCGCCGCGCAGGACAACUGUACUACACCGCCGGUGCAGGCCGCCGCCCCGCUGCCGGUGGAGCUUCCCGAACCGGCCGUGGGCGCGGAGGUGGACUGCCCCGGGGGGAACUAUGUCGACGCGCCCCCUCUGCCGGCGCAGACCGGAGAGGCUCCUCCAAAGACUGUCGCGCCCGUCCCCGGGCAGCGCGGCGGCCGCCGGCGCUCCAGCCGGCCGGAGGACAGGAGCUGCUCCAGCUGCAAGGCCGAGUUCGAGCGGCAGGGUCGCAGCUUCAACCGGAGGGCGGUGUACACCUUCACCACCCCGGACACGGUGCACUGGGCCUUCCCGGGCUCCGCGGUGCACGACAAGUCCUUCCUGUGCGAGACCUGCGCGCAGCUCAUCCGGAGCAAGUGCAAGCGCAAGCAGACCGGGAAGCGGUCUCUGUGGCUGAAACCGCCCGCCACCAAACGGUCGGACGCCAGGGACAAGAAGAAGAAAGGCAGCAGGAUGGGGAAGAAGAGCAAAGCAGCUCAGCUGGUGAGCAAGUCCUGCUACAAGGCCGCGUUCAAAAUGCUCUGGUCGGCCAAAGGCGCCCGGAAGCCCAUGAUGGAGUUCUGGUGCAAACAGCUGAAAGAGGAGAUGAAGGUGCUGUCGCGGCAGGCGGGGAGCCCCUUCCACCAGAAGGUGACGAGCAGGAAGCCGCUGUCGUCCUUCCCCUGGCGGCGGUGUCUGAACUGGGCGCAGGACAAAGCUCCGCUCGUCACCUCCUGCCUCCGCGCGCUGUUUCCCGACAUCAACGCGCUCUCCAAGAGCAGCCACAGUCAGAUGUCGGAGGAGCAGGCGCAGACGCUGCUGGAGCGCCGGACCGUGGCGGCGCUCUCCAUCCCGCUCUUCACCAGGAACAUCUGGAAGAACAACUUCCUGCAGGCCGCCCUGGGGGCAGAGCUGCGGCUGCAGGGCUGCUCCGGCUCGGCCCUCGACGCCCUCAACACCAUGGGACUGUGUCAGAACAAAGACACCGUCCGGCUGCUGCUGCACAGGCUCCGGAACGGCAAGAAGAACUCGACACAGAACGGACGACAGAGGCUGAGGCUGAAACAAGAUCAGAUGAAAGGAGAACAGAUGUCAGACGUCGAGGAAGAGGAUAUCGAAGAAGAGGAGGAGGAGGAAGAGGAGGAGGAAGUAGUCGAAGAGGAUGAUGACGAGGAGGAGGAAGAGGAGGAGGAGGAGGAAAUACAGUUGGCAGUAGAGGAGGAAGUGGAACAAGAAGAGGUGCAGGACGAAGUGCCAGAAGAGGAAGAGGAGGAGGAGGAAGAACAAGCACCAGAGGCACAAGAAGAGAAGAAGAGGAGGAGGAAGAAGGCAAAGAAGCAGAGGAAGGAGGAGAAGAGGAAGGAGAGAGGGAAGAGAAAGGCCAAGGAGAGAGAAGAAGAAGAGGAGGAUGAAGAUGAUGAUGAUGAUGAAGGGUCGGAGCAGAAGAAGAGGAGGGUGGUGGUGGUGAGGCUCGGCCUGCUGAAAGGUCACUCGGAGGUCGGGCGCUCCGACCUUUCCGCUCCCUGAGACUUUGAAGGCCACACCCACAAACUCAAUAGGUCACUCCCCCUCCCCCAGUCAGAGAGCAGGACAGAGGCCACGCCCCCUUCUCUGGUUUGUACUUUAUUUCUUCAUUUGUUACUGUAUCUGCGGAAUUACAACAUUUCGCACACAAAACAAAACAACUUCAUCUUCAAAGAUACGAUUCACAGUGAUGCUGUUCAGUCCGAACUAUUGAUUCUUUCAAAUCAAUCGGUAGAUUGAUUGAUUGAGUCUCAACUCUGUGCAGCUGAACAUGCAAACAUACAACAACCAAGGACAAUUUGUGAUCAUUGACUAUUUACUUUGGUUUUGAAUUAAUUUGUUCUUUCAACUAUCUGUAAAAGCUACGAUGGAGUUUAAGGGCCAUGUUGAGGAAAAAACUAAAAAGUGAGAACCAGGAAUAAAGUUUGUAAUUUUACGAGAAUAAAGUUGCGAUUUUACUCGAAAAAUUUAAAUUUUAUUUAACAUUAUAUAACGGCAAUUUACGAGCGCAAAUGUACGACUUUAUUCUCAAAAUAUUUUGACUUUACCUUCCUAAUAUCCCCACUUUAAUCUCAUAACAUUUUGACUUUAUUCUCGUACAAUUAUGACUUUUUUCUUGUAAUAUUUUGACUUUAUUCUCAUAGAUUUUACGACUUUAUUCUCAAAGUCUCCAUGUUUUUUCUAUCUCUGGCCCAAACACUCCGUUGUAGUAAACCUAACCGAGGUGUCUCUUUAAAAAAAAAAAAAACCGUUUCUUGUUUUUUGAAAACAUGUAUUUACUUUUUUCCCCAAAAAUAUUUCCCGAUAUAUAUUUUUUUUACCAAAGCUUUUGACUGAUCGUGUAAAAAGUACGAGGAGAUAAAAUCCCCCUGGCUCGUCUUUAAGGAGGCAAACGACCCCCAACACAAACACACCUUGAAUAAACCUCUGAUGAAUCUCUGCAGAUGUUUAAAAUAUCACCAUGUUAAUAUUCAUCCAUCACGAGCGUUGGAUUUCUGUAUAUGAACGUUGACGGGAGUUAAAGUAGCGUUCAUAAACUCACAGGAGCAAAAUCUGUUUUGUUUUUUUAUGGAAGGUGGAAAUUUCCGCUUAUUGUUUGAGACCUGGCGAAGCCUUUACGCUGAGUUCAUGUUCUAGAGAUUUAUUUGAGAUAAUUUUGCUCCUGAACAGCUUUGAUAUGAUCUGAUAACUUGAGAUGACGAUGAUGAUGAUUUGUGUUAUUAGAGUUGUUUGUAUGAGGAUUGAAAAAAAAAAACUGUCCGCUGACGAUGUAAAACUGAAACUGUUAAAUGACCAUUAAAACAGAAAUUCCUUAUUCUGACUUUUGAUUUUGACAAAAACCCAGAAUUACUGUAACUUCAACCCGACCUGAACGCAACAUUAGAACCAUGAAGGGAAAAAAAGCUUAUUAGAUUUGAUUAAUUAUAAAUCAUAAGAAAAAACAUUGAUACAUUUCAUUAAAAAUAACUUUUUUCUCAGAAUUGAGAUGUCGGUGAGAAUUUAAAUCUCUAAAUUUCUUUUUCCUUUGGGCACUUGUAUUAAGUCCUAUAAAUAGCAACACAUUUUCCUGUUCCAGGAGAUGAUUAGGAAAUGAAAGGCCCAUUACAUAUUAACAUUAGUUUUUUGUUCACAAACUUUUUUUCAGUUUGUGAACUUUUCUCUCCUGGUCAGAAAAUGUUGGAAACAAGAGUUUCUGAUGAAUCAUAGUUUGAUUCUGUAGCGAGUGUUCAAUCUCUCUGAGUUUCUCAAAAGCUUCUUCUCUAAAUGUUUCGCAGUGUCUGAGUUGAGGUGGUGUGUGUGACAGUGACUGUGUUUUCUGGCUCUGGGCCUCAGAUCUGAGUCUGGUCCUUCACUUGGUUCCUGUAAAUGUUUGACAAUAAACAACUUUGCGUCGUCGCCUCCA